AUGGCUGACUACACCCCACCGCCAGAAUCGCCAUCAGGGCCACAGCCCCACCCAUACUUGCACGAGCCUCUGCUCUACGUUUCCGGUCUCCCACCAUACGUGACGGAUGAGAAUCUAGCAGCCACUUUGGGCGCAUGUGCCCCCUUCAGACCUCGCAUACCUCGCGACGAUCCCAGCAGACCGCUCUCGGGGACCAUUGAGUUCAAAUACCUAGAGAAAGCGGAGAUGGCGCUCGCGACUCUGCAAAAUCGUCCCAUCGCAGGAGUGACGCCACAUGCGCUCCUCGUACUCUCGCCGUACCCGCCCACCACCCCACCCACGGCUCUCCCUCCCCCGAGCGCGUCUCCCAGGCUUGUUAAGCACCUCCCUCCGGACUACACCGAUACCCAAUUGUUCAACCUCUUUCGGCCCUACGGCGCCCUCGCCUCUGUGCGCACGCAGGCCCAAUUUGGCAAAGACACCGGCGUUGUCGAAUUUUGGAGGGAAGAGGAUGCCCGACGCGCCGAAGAAGCACUGCAGUACGCGGACGUAGAGGGGCAAAGCAUCGCCGUGCAAAUAUUCCAGCAACGUCGCACGAGUGGGAAUGUCUCUGAAUUUAACGUGACGGCCCCGGCGUUCGUGCCCUCUGGUUCAGGUUAUCCCGGUCCAUACCCUCCCCAGUACUCUCCUUCGCGGGCGAAUCCUUAUCAGAUGAGAGCACCUGUGCCGUUUAUUCAUGGGCCUGGCCAGCAAGUGCAGCUUGCUCCUAUGCAUGGACCUGGCUCAACUAGUCACAGCGGUCUCAUUGACCCUUGCAACCUCUUCUGCAAAAACUUGGAUCCUUCGAUCGAUUCGAACGGCCUGUUCACACAUUUCCGCCAGUACGGCCAAAUCGUGAGCGCCCGUGUUAUGCGCAAUGAGAACGGAGAGAGUCGUGGGUUUGGCUUUGUCUCUUACCAGACACCAGAUCAAGCUACUGCCGCGAUGCACGCGAUGAAUGGCGCUGUGCUCGGCACGAAGCAGCUUGUCGUCCGUUUGCAUGAGCCGAAGCAACUCCGUCAAGAAAAGCUCGCCGCACGAUUCUCUGGACAUAAUGGUCACCCACGAAACGCUAGCGGUGCGACAAGCCCAACAGCAAGCGAAGGUGGUGAGAGCUAUGCUGGUUGGCCUAGUCCUGGUGGUAGAUCUGCUAUCCUUGGUUCUCCGGCAGCCCAUCACGAGAGGUUGGAAAGACCACGCAGGGGAUCUGGCAGCUAUUAUAACGCCGCACUCGCUGGUACCCUUAAUGUGCCUAUGCGCUAUGAUGACCUUUCGGCGCUGUCGCCUGUCGUCCGUAAAGAGGUGUUGUCAGGGGAGUUGAGCAGACGGCUAAAGGCCACGGACAGCGUCGAUGCCAACGAGGUUGACGUGAUCGUGAACCAUUUCGUCGGUCUAUCUCUCAGCGAAGUGGUUUCGUCUAUCCAAGAUCCCACAAAGUUCAAUGACCAGAUCCAGAAUGCGCGCUUGAAAAUGAAACCCAAGACGUCGGUCACGCCGCCUGAGAAAUCACCGUCGCCAGCCGCUUCGCAAGACUCGCGGUUGUUGGAUCCAAACGCGUUGAAUGCGACUGCGUCAGCCCCGGAACAUCCAUCUACUCCGAUCUCCGUCUCUGCUUCGCUCUCGACACCUCCUCGGACUUCGUCGCCAUCGGGGUCUGUUGCCACCCCGGCUUCUGAGCGCGAGCGCAUCGCCGCGGCUGUCGCACGCCUCGAACCUACUCGCGCUGCGGAGGUUACUGAGCUUCUUAUGAGCUUGCCCAAACGUGAGCGCGCGAUGUGUUUGUUCAACGUGGAGGUGUUGCGGUCGAAGAUCGCGGACGCGAAGUUGGUGUUGGACAGUUCGGACGGCGAAGAAGAGUCCGCACCCACGCCUGCCGUACUCACCAAGAAUAUCCCGGACGUCCCCGUCACGCCUCAGAACAAGAGGACCGCCGUGCUGCAGGAAAGCCCUCGGACCCCUGACCUGUCGUCUCGCGGUCCAUCUGCGGCUGCGUCCCCAUCGCCAGCAACGCCGAGCUCUACAUACACAGUCGCAUCGCUCGCACGCCUCCCCGCAGCUGAAAUAAUUCGGCUGGCGAACUCACCGUCGACCACGGGGGUACCUGUACCCAAGGCGGACCCCCUCGUCGUAAAGGCGACCGACGAGUUCAUCGAUGGACUAUUAGAUCGCCCGAUCCAGAUGCAGAAGCAGCAACUGGGUGACAAGCUGUUCCGUGUGAUCAAGGCGUUUGGCCUUAAGCAGGCUCCUAAACUUACGAUCGCACUCCUCGACCAAGACGAACUUCGGCCGUUGGCGCACCUCAUGAACAGCUAUCCCGCUAUCCUGAAGGAGAAGGCUAUCAUUGUCCAGGCAGCCCUUGCCAAGUGAUGAAGCCGUCUCCAACAAUUCCCCAUAUCCCCUCCCUCGAUCUUGUCCAAAGUCCAUCGUCGUUGUCUCGCAUCGCCUCAUCGUUUUUCUCUUGUCUAUCUCCAACGUUGCUUCCAGUAUCACACCUCAAACACCUACCCUCAUUCACCAUUUUAUUCACAUUCCUGUUGCCCACUUCUAAAAUGCUGCUUUUGCCCGUCGCACCGCUAUAUCCCCGAAUGCCCUCCCAUUUCACAACGCGAUUAAUACCUUUCCUAUACCACGCAGUGCUCAGGCGCUAUCAUUCAUCUGGGUAUAUGGCUACGGCUGACUAUUCCCUGUCUUUCAUCACUCCUUGAGAAAGACUUCUUCUUUGGAAUCUAUCCUUGUGCAUACGUAGUCUUGCUUCCUUUCUUUGCCUCUUUUACGACCUUUCAUGACACUGCGUUUGCUCGAUUCUGAUUGAUGAUUUCUAACGGGCUCAGGAGGAUCGCCUGUUUUUUUUCUCUGUUCUGUGUUUUGUCUGCCUUGUCUCAGUUUACUUGUGCAAUUCAUUCGAGCUUGAAUGUU
Heterobasidion irregulare TC 32-1 is the source of this 2934-nucleotide messenger RNA. RefSeq lists its product as uncharacterized. The transcript is spliced from 9 exons. Gene Ontology annotation, molecular function: RNA binding. The record is from RefSeq and is a predicted model, not a curated record. NCBI's taxonomy places the organism in Eukaryota, Fungi, Basidiomycota, Agaricomycetes, Russulales, Bondarzewiaceae. The coding region runs from base 1 to 2385 and encodes 794 amino acids.